Molecule: messenger RNA, 5607 nt
Organism: Ruditapes philippinarum (Manila clam)
Lineage: Eukaryota; Metazoa; Mollusca; Bivalvia; Venerida; Veneridae
Product: cysteine dioxygenase type 1-like
Exons: 5
Coding region: 152-886 (244 amino acids)
Biological process (GO): L-cysteine catabolic process
Molecular function (GO): ferrous iron binding; cysteine dioxygenase activity
Source: RefSeq, a predicted model, not a curated record
ACAUUUGUCGGUGAAUUGUUUCAGGGAAAUAAACAGUUAUUUUGGUAAACAGUUGUAUGAAUUACGCAGAACGUGCUGUUGUCGCUAAAAAUAUUUGCUGCUGUCGCUAAAAAUAAUUUAGGUUAGAAUAUAUAAACUAGUCACUCAAAUUAUGGAAUCAGUAAAGCACUGUUGUUCCGAUACAAACGCAUCAAAAUUCAAAUAUUCGGAUAUGGCGUGUUCGGAUAACUUACAUCAUUGUGGGGACACGGAUGAUAUGGAAACACACGAGAGUGGUCAUUCAGCUCUUAAAUCACUGAAGCCCCCAGCUACACUUGAUGACCUUAUAGAGGGCCUUCAUAAAAUAUUUGCCUAUGAUAAAGUAAAUGUGGACUUUGUAAAAUCAUACAUGGGCAUGUAUAAAAGCAAUUACAAAGAAUGGAAGAAGUAUGCUAAGUGGGAUGUUCACAGAUACACAAGGAAUCUGGUAAAUGAUGGAAAUGGAAAGUUCAACUUGAUGAUUCUCUGUUGGAAUGAGGCCCAGGGUUCCAGCAUUCAUAGUCAUGCAAAUGCUCAUUGCUUCAUGAAGAUAUUGGAUGGACAGGUUCAAGAGCAGCAGUUUGAUUGGCCGUCAGAAUCUGACCCUGAGAAAGAAAUGACUGUGCAACGGGUGGCCAUGCAUAAGAAGAACGAGGUCGCCUACAUCUGUGAUGAGAUAGGCCUUCAUCGGGUUGAGAACCCAAGUCAUUCUGACAAAGCCGUCACCUUGCACUUGUAUUCACCACCAUUUGAUGAGUGUGACACUUUUGAUGAGAAGACAGGUCACAAAAAUAGAUGUCAAGUGACUUUCUGGAGCAAGUUUGGAAAGAGAGAAUCAGAUGGUUCCAGCAGUCCAGAGAACAACUAGAGUCAUAUACAUGUAUACAGACGGACAGAUAGACAGACAAGUAUAGCAGCUAUGUUAAAUGGACAUUAGAAUUUUUGGACAAUGACACCUCAAACUUUGUAGUAUACACACACAUAUAUAUAUAUAUAUACCCAGAGUCUUAUAACGCUGUGUUAAGCCUGGAUCUUUCUAGUUAAUAUACAUAUACAUAUUGCAUAAUAUAUUUUUUUACACAGUGUCUUAUAACAUUAGAACACAGUAUUAUCUAUUGGAAUUGUUACACAAGUUUAUUAGGCAUAUAGAAAAAGUAGAUAAAUAUUAUAUAGGAACUUAUUAUUCAGGAUUAUAGUUGAGUUGACUUAGUGCAGUAACGGGUAAGCACCUUAUAUCAUUCAUAAAGAGUUAGCCCGUUACUGCACUGAGGUGAUGAUACACAACCAAAGAAAAAAUUAUAGCUGCUGAAACUACUUUAUAACUCAUUAAGUUUUAUUGUUAUUUAGAUUUUAGCUUACAAACUUUCAAAUUCAUGAACUAGCAUUUUGUAUUAAAACUAAGAUUUUAUUUUAGUACCAGUCUAAAAUUAGUUUGAGUACCACAGACUGACUUUAUUUAAAGCUUAGAUUUUUAAAACAAGUCUAAAAUAAGUUUCUGUUCCAGUCUGACUUGAUAAACAGUCAAAAUUUUCAAAAGCAGUCUAAAAUUAGUUUGAGUACCAGUCUGACUUGAUAUAAAGCCAAGAUUCUAAAAAAAAAAAACAGUCAAGUGUGAAAAUAUGUAAAAUUGAUUACCUGUCACAAAUAACGACAUAAGGACUUGAUUGUGAUUGGUAAAUUAUUGUUUUGAACCAACCAAUCAGGUCGCAUUGUAUGAGAAUGGCUUAUAAUUAACAAUUUCUUAUUGUGUGGAUAACUUAUGAAAAUGUUAUAUGUUAUGAAAAAAUGUUGAUGUGUAGAUUUCUUGUAGAUCUCAUCAAACAACUUAACAUUUCAUCUAUUUGGCAAAUCAUGACAUUGUCUCUUUUAUUGUUAUGCAUUAAAUGCAGAAAAAAAAAUGUACUUUUUAAAAAAAUUACGAAAAUUAAGAAUCCAUGAAAGCUUUUGAUGGAAACAAGUUGGGCAAUACCUAGGCUCUUCCUCCACCAGAAUGCAGAAGCUGGGCUUAGCCACCAUUGAACCAAGGAUUGGCCUCCAUCUGUUAGUGGUAUAUAGGUAAUUUCUCAUUCAGUUAAACUGAAAAGCUGUGUUGUGACUUUUUUUAAAGUGUCAGUAAAACUGGAAAAAAAUUGGUUUCAAAAAAAAAAUAUUUUGAAGACUAUAUUAAGGAAUUGUUUGUCACCUUAUUGCUGUAAUGGGUUAAAUUCUUAUUUAAAUUAAUAGGAGUUAACCUGUUACUGCACUAAUGUGACAUAAUACUCUUCGAGUACAUCUUUAAUGAGCGUCUGAAUGUAUGAAAUUUUUAACUUUGAAUGAAUGUGGGUGAGUGACGAUGCAAUAUAAGUGCUAUAGCUUAAAUCCAGGCCUCCAGGUUAUAAUUUUAUUUCUGAGUUUUGACUCAAAUCUCAGGAUUUUCAUUGGACAGUGUACAUUCUGAGCUGGUUUUUUGACCAAUCAAAUAACCUGAGAUCUAAGUUUGAGCUUGGGGAAAAUUUCUUUAUAACUUCUGGGCCAGGAGUGCUACGGUUAAAGAAUAUGCAGUCAAACUUGUAAUAAAGAACACUUCUAAUAAAGACCACUUCUAAUAAAGACCACUUCUAAUAAAUAAUUUAAGAUCUACCUGUAAAUAAAGACCACUCUUUGUGAAAUCCUUCAUUUAAAAAAAAAUAACAAAUUAACCUCCAAGUAAAGUCCACUUGUCUUUAAAGGACAUGCAAUUUACAUACCAUUAUUAAUAUAGAAUGUAUAAUGACUUUGGCGUGUUGCCAAGUUGUUAAGAUUGUUUAUUUCAAAUCACUUGCCCCCUCACAGUGAAUUUAAUCUGUCUCAGGAUUGGAAUUCUUUCAUUUGUCAAAUGUCCAGCUGGUUAUUGAAGGUUGUACGCUAUCUCAUGUCAGAUGUUAAUAACAGAGUGUCACAUGAGAGUCGUCCUUGACCCGUAAAGUUUGAAGGUCGCCAUUUGACCUUCACAUUGUCAAAUGUGACUUAAAAGCUUAAUAAUGUUCAUUUACAGUAAACUCUUCUUAGAUUUAAAACUGGAAUACUUCUCUUUUGAUGUAUGAAACAGUUACGAAAAUCUGUUGGGUUGGGUUUUUUUAUUGUCAAAAUAAAAUUUAAUUUCAACUUUUUUUAUCAAUUUUUUUUCUUUUUAUAUUGUUUUGUUGUUUUUUUUAUUUCUGUGUAAAAAAUGAAAGAAUUUUGUUUUGUUUGAUUUAAAAAAAAAAAAAAUUGUGAUUUUAUUAUUACACGCUUAUUGUGGUUUUGGAUGUACACUUAUGUAUUGUAUAGAUAAUAGAUGAUGUAUUAUGGACUUUAUUAUUGAAUAAUAUGCAUUAAAGUGGAUUGGUCCAUAGUCGGCACAUUUUCUACAAGUAUUUCAUAUAUGAUAAAAACAAUGGAAAUGUAUCAUUUGGAUAUUCUGAUAAAAUGUUGCUUGAAAUAAAAAUGUUGAUAAAGUUAUAAUUUAGAAUGAACAUUUAUAUGAUAUAUAAUAAUAUUUUGCUCUUGAAUAUUUUAUUAUCUGCUUUAUGUAUGUAUAAUCUCGGGUUAUGUUUCUCGCAAUUGCCAACAUGUUUAAUUUUUUUGUGUGUUUUUUUUUUGUUAUGUCUAAUACUAAAUACUAUCAACGUAAUAAUUAUUCAUUGAAUUACAGACCUGCCAUUAUAGACCAAUUCACUUUAAUUUGUUUGAAAAUUAAGUUCAACUAAUUGCACUUUCUGUUGAGAUUUUGAGCUAUUCUAUGUAUGGGCAAUGUUUCCAAAAGGCGAGAAUUUCGACCCGCUAAACUCAAAUAUCUCAAAAUCUAGCUUCAAAGGUCCAAAUAUUUGACUCACCUAAUAUAUGUACCGGUGUAUUGUAUAAUGUUUUACUCUUGUACUUGAACAUCAUUGCAUUGCCUUUCUUUCAGUCUUUUUUCAUUAUAUUCACUGUAUCAUAAAAUCCAUUUACUUAUUUACUUACACUAAACUGAUUCUGUGAAAUAAGUGUUUAUAUGCCACCACUUUUGGAGCGGAAUUGGUGUGGGUGGGGGGGGGAUAUACUAUACAUGCCUUUUCCUAGUAUCACCAAAGGUCAGAUUACCAGACCCAUUCCAAAUGGCAAAUAUGCUUAUAUUUUCCCAAUCUUUAAAGAAAUUCCCGAUGGUACUGAACUUCUCAAUAUCAAAACUGACAAAUUUGCAGAAGUUUGUUCCAGCUGUCUGCCGCUUAACCGGAUCAUUUGCUUUAUCUGGUUUUCCUGAAUAAACGUGUAAAUUGUGCAAAAUAUUCCAAAAACAUAAGGCAUUUAAAUGCUGUUAAUUAAUCAAAUGGGGCUAGGAAUUGCAUAAAUUAAAUACACUUUCGAGUUAAUUCUGAGCAUAUUUCUUUAUAUUCUUUUGAUUUUUUUUUUCAUUUUGAUCGGUCAAGCUGAUCUAUAUAAAAAUAAAAUGUAUAUGAUUUUAGGUUUUUGUAUCUCAAGGGUGGUAAUUAAGUUAUAACUAAAGGGAGGUAAUAGGUAUUACAAACAGAGUCUAUAUAGGGACAUAUACUCGGGGUGGCUAUAUUAUUCAUUUGAACUGUUUUCUUGUAGAUUUUUGUUGAGUACUGUUAUUGUAUUACUAUCCACAUGGUUUUAUUCAAGUUAGAUUAAUUUUCACAAAAUAUUCAUUCACAAAUCAAUUUCUAAAUGAAUUCAUAGUUAUCCUAAAUAAAUAGGUUCGGCCACAAUUGCGAAUAUCUUAUUUUUUUUUCAGCUACACUUUCAAUUUUGAAUAUGAUGGUAACGAAAAUUUACAAAUAUGAGGAGAAAGGCAAAUACUGAUCUUGGUGGAAAAAAAUUUUAAAAAAAGAAUCUAAAGCUUUCUAAAGUAUAGAUAAGAUUUGUUAUAUUUUUUUGUUUUUAUAAUUAUUUAUCUGAGGUUACAUCAUUAUGAUUCUUUUCAUUAAAAAUGGUUUGUUAAUAAAGGGAUAUAUAUUUAGUGUAAAAUUGAUUUUUGAAAUUUUUGUUCUAUCGCUGUAUCAUUUUGGUACGUACAUGUAUAGGCAUAAUUUUUUAACAUAGGAGAAAUAAAACAACUUUUGAGUUUGGCAAAGAAAAUGCACGCUUGUUCACCAAAUGACUUAUAUUUAUUAAUGUAAAAGAAAAUAUGAUAAAAUUUAUGACUUGUUAGUGUUUAUUAUUAACUGUUUUGAUCACAUCACAUUUGACAUCAUUUACUUUGUAAACAAACACAGCAUUAAAAAAAGCAUUAAAGCGCACUAAUGUUAGUGUUACACUUUAGGCGCAUCAAAGAAAAAAUGGCUCUUUUUUAACUGUUAACCGUUCUUAUUUUGAAAAUGUGAUAAAAAGAAUAUUAUAUUCGUAUAGAUUCAAUAUUAAAUUUAUUGAAUGAGGCUCGCAUAAUAUGAUUUUAUUCAACUCGUUCAAUAAAUUUAGUAUUAAACCUAUACUUAUUCAAUAUCCUCUAUAUAUAUGUUAAGAUAGAACAUCUCAAGAUUCAGCAUAAUAUCAUUGUGUAUGAUAAACUGUUCACUUUGUGGGACCUUUUAGCAUUUGUGUAUAUCAACAUUAUUUGUAAUUAAUCAGACUGAAUAAAAACAUGUUUGUGAA